AUGAGUCAGAGUUCCCAAAAGCACAGAGGAGGAUACGGACCAGUAGCUACAGCUCACUGCAGUAGAGGAGACGAGCAGAUGCGAUACAGAUAUUCCUCCAGUAUGGAUCUGACCGAAGAGGAUGACUAUGAUUACCACAACAACCUCACCCUGAACUACAGCUACGAGGACUACCACACCGUGUGUGAGAAGGCUGACGUGCGCUCCUUCGCUGGCCUCUUCCUCCCUGUGGUGUACGCAGCCUGUGUGGUGGUGGGGCUAGCCGGGAACUCCCUGGUGCUAGCUGUGUACGCCUACCACAAAUGUCUGAGAAGAAGCAUGACGGAAGCCUUCCUAGCCCACUUGGCCGUAGCCGACCUCCUCCUCCUCCUCACCCUGCCCUUCUGGGCUGCAGACGCGGCGCUGGGCUGGGAGCUGGGCCUGCCUCUCUGUAAGCUGGUCUCGGCUUGCUAUGCCAUCAACUUCACCUGCUGCAUGCUGCUGCUAGCCUGUGUUAGCAUGGACCGCUACCUAGCAUCUGUUAGAGCGGAGGGCAGGAACCAGGGAAGGCUGGGCAGGGUCUUCACCCGGGCGCACUGUGGGAAGGUCUGCUUAGGGGUGUGGGCUGUGGCUUUUCUCCUGGGUCUUCCCGAUCUUCUGUUCUCCACAGUAAGGGAGACCUCCAGGAGGAGGGUCUGCAUGGCCAUCUACCCGCCCAGUCUGGCCCGGGAGGUCAAGGCCUGCCUGGAGGUGGUUGAGGUCCUACUGGGUUUCCUGAUUCCUCUCCUGGUUAUGAUGUGGUGCUACGCCGGCGUGGGGCGUGUGCUGAGGCGGCUGCCCGAAGAGAGCAGGAGCAGGAGGCGGAGAGCUAUCCGGGUGUUGCUGGUCGUGGUGGGGUUGUUCGUGGUCACCCAGUUGCCCUAUAACGCGGUGAAGAUGUGGCGGGCGAUGGACUCGGUCUACACACUGGUGACCCACUGUGGUGUGAGUAAGGCCCUGGACCGGGCGGCACAGGUCACUGAGAGCCUGGCUCUGACCCACUGCUGUCUCAACCCACUACUCUAUGUCUUCCUAGGGUCCUCCUUCAGACAAUAUGCGCUGAAAACAGCCAAGGCGUUUGGAGAAAGGACAAAGAGGAGAAGGGGGGAGCAGAGAGAGGACGAAGGAAUGGAGAUGUCCUUCAACUCUCACAACACUGCCUCUCAGGAGACCAGCACCUUCUCCAUAUGAAAGAGAAGAGAGGGGGGGGGGGAGA
Molecule: messenger RNA, 1234 nt
Organism: Oncorhynchus nerka (sockeye salmon)
Lineage: Eukaryota; Metazoa; Chordata; Actinopteri; Salmoniformes; Salmonidae
Product: atypical chemokine receptor 4-like
Exons: 2
Coding region: 1-1209 (402 amino acids)
Biological process (GO): cell chemotaxis; G protein-coupled receptor signaling pathway; immune response
Cellular component (GO): external side of plasma membrane; membrane
Molecular function (GO): C-C chemokine receptor activity; C-C chemokine binding; scavenger receptor activity
Source: RefSeq, a predicted model, not a curated record